Molecule: messenger RNA, 201 nt
Organism: Suillus subaureus
Lineage: Eukaryota; Fungi; Basidiomycota; Agaricomycetes; Boletales; Suillaceae
Exons: 1
Source: RefSeq, a predicted model, not a curated record
ACAUGCAUCAAAUUUCUGGGAAAUUUUCCCUGUCCAUGCUGCCUCAUUCCUAAGGAGAAGAUUGCCAACCUUGGGAUGAAGCUGGAUAGACUAUGGUGUAAAAGGGAUGUGCGAUUGGACAACCAUGCAUGCAGGAGUACCAUUGAGAGAGUGUGUGAUUGGAUCUUUAUGAAAGGAUGCAACAUUGGCAGCACUGUGAUU